This is a messenger RNA of Alnus glutinosa, 1031 nucleotides long. RefSeq lists its product as uncharacterized. Lineage: Eukaryota; Viridiplantae; Streptophyta; Magnoliopsida; Fagales; Betulaceae. The coding region runs from base 375 to 878 and encodes 167 amino acids. The transcript is spliced from 5 exons. The record is from RefSeq and is a predicted model, not a curated record. Gene Ontology annotation, molecular function: calcium ion binding.
UCUUUCAGACUUUCCUUGGACAUCAGAAUCAAAAUCUAGAGACCCAACUCCGGCUGCGUGGCCUCACCAAUUCCACUCAGUGCUCUUCAUGACCAACAGCGGCACCCUCCAACCGCCGCAACUUCAACUUUAUCCAGAACCAGCUGACCGGGCAAGCUGCCAAGCUCACUUUCGACCUGGAGUGAGCUAACGUUAAUGGCACCUCCUUUAUCUGCACUCGGGUUAUCCAUUUCCCUAUGGGUAUUCUCCGCCCCAACUGUUACCGACACACUGCCUUGUUCGAAGAUUGGAGCUGGAAGAUAAGACGACAACUCAGUCUCUCUGAUUCGGUCUAAUCUCCGAGCCGACGCCGCAUCUCUGGAAUUGCAACCGCCAUGGGACAGGUCUUAGACAGAUUGCAAGGGAAGCAGUGGAGGCAAAAGCAAGUGAGGAAAAUAACGGAUAGGGUGUUUGACCGUCUUACAAAUCAAUCAGAAAAGGCUAAGCUGACGAUCGAAGAUUUAUACAUCGCUGUCCUGCUUGUGUACAAUGAUAUCAAUAAGCGUUUACCAGGACCCCAUUAUGAUCCCCCCUCCAAAGAGCAAGUCCAAGCUAUGAUUGAGUUUAGUGAUUUUAACCUUGAUGGAGAAAUUGAUCGGGAGGAAUUUGUGAGGUUUGUCCAGGAGCUGACAACUGACACACUCAUUGGUGUUAGUCAGGGACUUAUCCUCACUUUGGUUGUGGCACCAGCCAUUGCAAUGGCAACAAAAAAGGCUACUGAGGGUGUCCCGGGAGUUGGGAAGGUGGUGCAGAAGAUACCCAAUUCAAUUUAUGCAUCCCUCGUGACUCUUGCACUUGUGUUGUUUGAACAAUCCCGGGAGGUCGACGAUUCGGAAUAGAACUGAGUUUAUCUUAUCAAUAUUGUACAUGUGAUCACUGGUAUUUAGUUUUAUCUUAUUUGUAGAUUGGGAUGUUCCAUCUGAUAUUAUCCAAGGGAUUGAAAUUUAUCUUUUUAUAUGCAAGCUGAUUGCGAAACUUUUUGUAGCUCAAAA